This is a messenger RNA of Sorex fumeus (smoky shrew), 1560 nucleotides long. Its product is annotated as gastrula zinc finger protein XlCGF57.1-like. The transcript is spliced from 5 exons. Gene Ontology annotation, molecular function: DNA-binding transcription factor activity, RNA polymerase II-specific; RNA polymerase II cis-regulatory region sequence-specific DNA binding. The coding region runs from base 1 to 1560 and encodes 519 amino acids. Gene Ontology annotation, biological process: regulation of transcription by RNA polymerase II. Lineage: Eukaryota; Metazoa; Chordata; Mammalia; Eulipotyphla; Soricidae. The record is from RefSeq and is a predicted model, not a curated record.
AUGAUCGUGAUCGUGAUCGUUCGUUGGCAGAGUGUCAGCCUGGCCUUUAAGGUCCACUUUGAGAUCGGCUAUGCCGCAAGCACGGUCACCAUGCCGUCCCUGCUGUCACCAUCGGCCACCAUGUCCGCCCAGGUGCAGAUGGGGACCCUGCGGGAACAGCUCGUGGGCACGGCCCGAGACGGUAAGUCGAGGCAGCCGGCCAGCGAGUCGGUAUCCUUUGAGGACGUGGCCGUGACCUUCACCCAGGCCGAGUGGGCUUUGCUGGAUCCGGCCCAGAGGCGCCUGUACAGAGAAGUGAUGCUGGAGGCCUGCAGGCACCUGGCCUUCGUGGGCGACCUGGCUCAGGGGGACAUCUACUGCCCGGCUGCCCAGGGGACCCCCUCUCCCAACCCGGGUGCCCUCCGGCAUGGCCCUCUGGGGGUCGCUGGCACCCAGAGCCCGACGUCCCACGAAUGCAAAGUGUGCGGGGAGACCUUCCAUGUCACCAACCUGCUAACGCCUGACGGCAGGGAGCACCACCAGGAGACGCCCUACGUGUGUGAGCUCUGCAGGAAAGACUUCCGCUUCCACAUGUCCAUGCAGCAGGCUCACGCCGAGACCCACGCUGCCCUGGAGAAGCCCUUUAAGUGCCCCGAGUGCCCCCAGAGGUUCAGGAUCCCCUGUAAGCUGCGCGCCCAUGCGCUGGUGCACGCGGGCGUCAGGCCUUUCGCCUGCCAGCAGUGUGGGAAAAGCUUCAGCAGUCGCUGGAACCUGCGCCAGCACAGCCGGACGCACACCGGGGAGAGGCCUUACGACUGCCCCGAGUGCGGGAAGGCGUUCCGGGAUAGCGGCACCAGGACCAAGCACAUGCGGGUCCACACGGGCGAGCGGCCCUACACGUGCCCGCAGUGCGGGAAGGGCUUCCGCUUCCUCAGCAAGCUCCAGGGCCACCUGAUAACGCACACGACCCAGAGUCCCUUCCAGUGUCCCGAGUGCGGCAAGACCUACCGCGACCGCUCCUACUUCUCCGGCCACCUGCAGACGCACCAGGCGGCCCAGUCGCUCACCUGCGGGGAGUGCGGCCGGGUCUUCAGCCACCCCCAGAUCUUCCGCCGGCACAUCAGGGAGCAUCUGGAAGAGCAGCCCUUCGUGUGCCACUGCGGGCAGCGGUUUGUCCGGGCGUCCACCCUGCACCGCCACGUCCGCCGGACCCACGCCGGGGAGCGGCCCUACAGCUGCCCCGAGUGCGGGAAGGCGUUCCGGCACAGCGGCACCAGGACCAAGCACAUGCGGGUCCACACGGGCGAGCGGCCCUACAAGUGCCCGCAGUGCGGGAAAUGUUUCCGCUUCUUGGACAAGCUCCAGGGCCACCUGAUAACGCACACGACCCAGAGUCCCUUCCAGUGCCCCCAGUGCGGCAAGGCCUACCGCGACCGCUCCUACUUCUACGGCCACCUGCAGAGCCACCAGGGGCCCCAGACCCUCACCUGCGGGGAGUGUGGCCGGGUCUUCAGCCACCCCCAGAACUUCCGCCGGCACGUCAAAAAGCACCAAGAGGAGCAGCCGUUCGUGUGUCCCUGA